Messenger RNA from Mycena citricolor, 591 nucleotides. Lineage: Eukaryota; Fungi; Basidiomycota; Agaricomycetes; Agaricales; Mycenaceae. The record is from the annotation of a GenBank genome assembly.
AUGGCAAGAGAUUGCCCCCUCACGAGAGACAUCUGCGCAAGAUGCGCAGGAGAACAUAGAACCGGCAACUGCACAAAAGGGGACGACGAAAGGGAAUGCGCUAAUUGCAAAACCAAAGGACGACCUCACAAGAGACACGGCGCGGCCGACAGAUCCUGCCCUACCUUCACUGACCAUUUGCAGGCCUCGCUACAACGCAACCCGGACGCAAAAUACAGAUACUAUCCGGUAGAGGACGACCCGAGCUCCUGGACCCUUACGCGAGAAGCACAGGACGAGACGCAAAGAGACGACUACAAUGCUAAAACCCAAGAUCCUACACGACUCCGCACCGGCCUCCUGUCUCAGGCGGCAGCUUUCACAGCCGAAUACAUGCAAAAUAAUACACAACGAGGCAGACAACCCCGACAAACCUUGAACCAGCACCCAGACGGAAUGAGACAGGCCACCCUAUCCUUUGCAAAUCACCGAAGCAAUACGAGAGGGACAACAACGGACUGGGCAAGCGAAAUGGACAGGGAAUACAGCGCUGACCAUUUAACAGAACACGGGGGCACAACGCAAGCAGGCACACAAUGGCUGCGGGAAUGA